Neltuma alba is the source of this 3020-nucleotide messenger RNA. RefSeq names its product potassium transporter 10. Gene Ontology annotation, molecular function: potassium ion transmembrane transporter activity. Gene Ontology annotation, cellular component: membrane. Gene Ontology annotation, biological process: potassium ion transmembrane transport. NCBI's taxonomy places the organism in Eukaryota, Viridiplantae, Streptophyta, Magnoliopsida, Fabales, Fabaceae. The record is from RefSeq and is a predicted model, not a curated record. The coding region runs from base 323 to 2719 and encodes 798 amino acids. The transcript has 9 exons.
GUUCAUAUUUUUAAUUUAUUUUUCUCUUCCAUUUUGCUCUCAGAAACCAACUUGGGUUGGGUGGUUUACUGUUCAUCUCUUCGUCUUCAUGUUUGAGCAUGUGGAAUAGAACUGGAUUCUUCUAUCCUGUGGCUGAGACGAAUCCUCUUCUCCAUGUGACCCCACAUGUGUUUUUUCAGUUUUGUUGUUCAAUUUCGAUGGGUGGUUGUACUAAGAAUGGAUUUCAAACGAGGCUAGUCUGAAAGUCUUGCUCCUAAUUUUGCCUUCUGAAGAACAGAGGAAGACGGAUAUAACACAACAUAGCCAAUUAAGUCUGGUACAAAUGGCUUCAAGAGUAGAUACCAGUGAAGACAGUGAAACCAAAGGUAGCAUGUGGGUUUUGGAUCAGAACCUUGACCAACCUAUGGAUGAAGAAGCAGGAAGGCUCAGAAAUAUGUACAGAGAAAAAAAAUUUUCUGCCCUAUUGCUUCUGCGGCUUGCAUAUCAGAGCCUUGGGGUGGUGUAUGGGGAUUUGGGAACUUCGCCUUUGUAUGUGUUCUACAAUACUUUUCCCCGUAAAGUGAAAGAUCAGGAGGAUGUGAUUGGAGCUCUUUCUUUGAUCAUAUACUCUCUUACUCUGGUACCACUCCUCAAAUAUGUUUUCAUCGUAUUAAGAGCAAAUGACAACGGACAAGGUGGAACAUUUGCACUUUAUUCAUUGCUUUGCCGACAUGCAAAUAUAAAAACAAUUCCUAAUCAACAUCGCACUGACGAGGAGCUAACAACUUAUAGUCGGUCUACCAUCCAUGAAAGGUCAUUUGCUGCAAAAACGCAGAGAUGGUUAGAGGAAAAAGCUUCCAGGAAAAAUGCUAUCCUUAUUCUUGUCCUUGUUGGCACCUGCAUGGUUAUUGGAGAUGGGAUUCUUACCCCCGCAAUAUCUGUUUUAUCAGCUGCUGGUGGAAUCAAGGUAAAUCACCCUGACAUCAGUAAUGGUGUAGUUGUGGUGGUUGCUGUUGUAAUCUUGGUCGGGUUAUUUAGCAUGCAACAUUAUGGUACAGAUAGAGUUAGUUGGCUCUUUGCUCCAAUUGUCCUUCUUUGGUUUCUCCUUAUCGGAAGCAUAGGUAUUUUCAACAUCUGGAAACACGACAGCAAUGUUCUAAAAGCUUUUAAUCCUGUUUAUAUAUAUCGGUAUUUUAGAAGAGGAGGAAUAGAUGGUUGGACUUCCCUAGGGGGUGUAUUGCUGAGCAUAACAGGGACAGAGGCUCUAUUUGCAGACCUAUCUCAUUUUCCAGUUUCAGCUGUACAGAUAGCAUUUACUCUACUUGUUUUUCCUUGCCUUCUGCUAGCCUAUUCCGGACAAGCUGCCUACCUUAUGAGUCACUUGGAUCAUUCCCGGGAUGCUUUCUAUAAAUCUAUUCCAGAGAGAAUAUAUUGGCCUGUGUUUAUUGUUGCAACAGCAGCAGCUAUAGUUGCAAGCCAAGCCACAAUAUCUGCAACUUAUUCAAUUAUUAAGCAAGCCUUUGCACAUGGCUGUUUCCCAAGAGUCAAAGUCAUACAUACAUCAAAGAAAUUCCUUGGCCAGAUAUAUGUUCCGGAUAUUAACUGGAUCCUUAUGAUUCUUUGCAUUGCCGUUACUGCUGGGUUUGAAAAUCAAAGCCAGAUUGGAAAUGCUUAUGGUACAGCAGUUGUGAUAGUUAUGCUGGUCACAACAUUGCUUAUGACGCUAAUCAUGAUUUUGGUGUGGCGCUGCCAUUGGAUUCUUGUUGUCGUCUUCACUGUCUUAUCACUGAUUGUGGAAUGCACUUACUUCUCUGCUGUACUUUUCAAAGUGAACCAAGGUGGUUGGGCUCCCCUUGUAAUUGCUGGAGCAUUCCUUACAGUUAUGUAUGUUUGGCACUAUGGCACAGUCAAGAGGUACGAGUUUGAAAUGCAUAGUAGGGUAUCUAUGGCAUGGAUUCUCGGGCUUGGCCCAAGUUUAGGACUUGUUCGUGUCCCAGGGAUUGGACUAGUCUACACAGAGCUCGCACGUGGAGUACCUCACAUCUUUUCUCACUUCAUCACCAACCUACCAGCCAUCCAUUCUGUAGUUGUAUUUGUAUGUGUGAAAUACCUACCUGUCUAUACCGUCCCAGAAGAAGAGCGGUUCCUUGUCAGGAGAAUAGGACCGAAGAACUUCCACAUGUUUCGAUGCGUAGCACGAUAUGGCUAUAGAGACCUGCACAAAAAAGAUGACAAUUUUGAGAAAAAACUGUUUGAUAAUCUUUUCAUGUUUGUUCGGCUGGAGUCAAUGAUGGAAGGAUUUUCAGACUCAGAUGAGGAAUACAGUUUAUGUGAGCAGCAGCAGCAAGGCAGGCAGACAACAAGAGAUAAUAGACUUGUGAAUAACAAUAGCAGCGGCAACACAGCCUCUUCUGAUAUGGAUCCAACAAUGUCAUCAGUGGAUUCAAUUGUGCCAGCUAGAUCUCCAUCACACGUGAAUAUUACCGUUAGGUCCUCCGGUCUACGAAGCAGCCAGACUGACGGUGAUGAACUUGAGUUCCUGAACAAUUGCAGGGAUGCUGGGGUGGUUCACAUACUAGGGAACACCGUUGUGAGAGCAAGCAGGGAUUCAAGAUUGUACAAGAAAGUAGCUGUGGAUUACAUAUAUGCAUUCCUGAGGAAGAUGUGCAGGGAAAACAGUGUGAUCUUCAAUGUCCCCCAUGAGAGUCUUCUAAAUGUUGGUCAAGUUUUCUAUGUAUAGAUAGAUUUUAGUCCUUACAUAAUGUAAUCUAUAUGCUCGGUUCCUUGUCAACAUCAUAAGAAGAAGUGUGUAUCUCAUGCACGGUUGAGCAUCGUGUAGUGUAUGAAUAAAAUUCUUAGGUAUUGUUAUCAUCUGUUGCCAACCCUUCCCUCCCUUUUGUUUCGUUUUUGUUUUUUUUUUUGGGGGCCCACAAGAUGUUUACAUAAGGCUCUAAGAAUCUCUCACAAAAGCCAAUGGCAUUGUAACCUAGUCAUGUGAAAGCUCUUAUAUAAAUGAAAGGUUGUGGGUUCGAUCUCUGUUA